Molecule: messenger RNA, 987 nt
Organism: Saxophila tyrrhenica
Lineage: Eukaryota; Fungi; Ascomycota; Dothideomycetes; Mycosphaerellales; Extremaceae
Gene: MOB1
Product: Mitotic exit network component
Exons: 2
Coding region: 1-987 (328 amino acids)
Biological process (GO): positive regulation of protein phosphorylation; cell division; signal transduction
Cellular component (GO): nucleus; cytoplasm
Molecular function (GO): protein kinase activator activity
Source: RefSeq, a predicted model, not a curated record
AUGAGCUCCUUCAUCAACACAAUGUUCGUGCACUACUCUCCUCCACAGCCCUACUCCCAGUCCCCCAAGCCCCUCCCGGCCCUCCACUCCAACAUCCUCGCGGAGUCCGAAUCCUACAUCCACUUCCAACCCCCCGCCAGCCCGCAGGAAACCUACAAAUCACCAUUACAACGGCAUCUCCACAACGCCCUCACCGAGUCUCACUCUUUCAGCAACAUCCCCGCGCCAGUCCGUGUUGAGAACCGCACGCAUGAAGUCCAGCGCGGCUACAGGGGCUUGGGGCAUGGGAUCAAGGAUAUCGCGAAACAGGCUGACCUCCUGACGUACAGCAACAACAAUGCGCGCACGCGGAACGCAGCGUUCCAGCCGCAGAAGCGAGCGAAGGGGACAAACUCAUGGCAGUUGAAGCAGUUUGCUGAGGCGACGCUGGGAAGUGGGAGUUUGAGGAAGGUGGUGCAGUUGCCGGAGGGUGAAGACAGGGAUGAGUGGUUGGCUGUGAACGUCGUCGACUUCUACAACCAGAUCAACCUCCUCUACGGCGCCAUCACCGAGUUCUGCUCUCCACAAUCUUGCCCGGAGAUGAAAGCAACAGACGAGUUCGAGUACCUCUGGCACGACCCUCCAGCCUUCCCCAAGCCCACUCGUCUUCCCGCACCCACCUACAUCAGCCACCUCCUCAAUUGGACUUCAUCCCACCUCAGCAACCCCGCAGUAUUCCCAACGCAGCCCGGCGUGCCAUUCCCUGAAGGCUUCGAGAAGACGGUCAAAGUACUGUUCAAGCGGCUGUACAGAAUCUACGCGCACAUCUACUGCCACCACUACAGCGUUGUGCGCGGGCUGGGGCUGGAAGCGCACCUGAACACCGGAUUCAAGCAUUACGUGCUGUUUGUGGAGGAGUUUGGGUUGGCGGACGAGAAGGGCGCGAAGAAGGGGGAAUGGUUUGGGCCGCUGGGGGAGCUUGUGGAGAGCAUGUUGAGGAGCGAUUGA